This is a messenger RNA of Panthera uncia (snow leopard), 2596 nucleotides long. Its product is annotated as glutamate receptor ionotropic, kainate 2-like. Gene Ontology annotation, biological process: modulation of chemical synaptic transmission; monoatomic ion transport; synaptic transmission, glutamatergic. The transcript has 6 exons. The record is from RefSeq and is a predicted model, not a curated record. Lineage: Eukaryota; Metazoa; Chordata; Mammalia; Carnivora; Felidae. Gene Ontology annotation, molecular function: transmitter-gated monoatomic ion channel activity involved in regulation of postsynaptic membrane potential; kainate selective glutamate receptor activity. Gene Ontology annotation, cellular component: kainate selective glutamate receptor complex; postsynaptic membrane; plasma membrane. The coding region runs from base 1 to 867 and encodes 288 amino acids.
AUGGAGGAAAAGCCUCCUGAAUGCCACUAUGAGGAGCAAAUUGUGAAUUCAAGUUCUGAGCUCAUGCCCAAAGCGCUCUCCACCAGGAUAGUGGGAGGCAUUUGGUGGUUUUUCACACUUAUCAUCAUUUCUUCGUACACUGCUAACUUAGCCGCCUUUCUGACAGUGGAGCGCAUGGAAUCCCCUAUUGACUCUGCUGAUGAUUUAGCUAAACAAACCAAGAUAGAGUAUGGUGCGGUGGAGGAUGGUGCAACCAUGACUUUUUUCAAGAAAUCAAAAAUAUCUACAUAUGACAAAAUGUGGGCCUUUAUGAGUAGCAGGAGGCAGUCAGUACUCGUCAAAAGUAAUGAAGAAGGAAUCCAGAGAGUCCUCACCUCUGAUUAUGCUUUCCUAAUGGAGUCAACGACCAUUGAGUUUGUUACCCAGCGGAAUUGUAACCUGACACAGAUUGGCGGCCUUAUAGACUCCAAAGGUUAUGGCGUUGGCACCCCCAUGGGUUCUCCAUACAGAGACAAAAUCACCAUAGCAAUUCUUCAGCUGCAAGAGGAAGGCAAGCUGCACAUGAUGAAGGAAAAGUGGUGGAGGGGCAAUGGUUGUCCAGAGGAAGAGAGCAAAGAGGCCAGUGCCCUGGGGGUUCAAAAUAUUGGUGGCAUCUUCAUUGUUCUGGCAGCCGGCCUGGUGCUCUCCGUUUUUGUGGCAGUGGGAGAGUUUUUAUACAAGUCCAAAAAAAACGCUCAAUUGGAAAAGAGAGCCAAGACUAAGUUACCUCAAGACUAUGUAUUCUUCCCCCUUUUGGAGUCAGAUUUUUCCAUUUCUACAGUGUUGUCAUCAUCACCAUCUUCAUCAUCAUUAUCAUCAUGUUCUUAAUAAGUACAUCUAAUAAGGUCCUUCUGUAGCGCUAUGGUGGAAGAACUGAGGAUGUCCCUGAAGUGCCAGCGACGGUUAAAACACAAGCCACAGGCCCCAGUUAUUGUGAAAACAGAAGAAGUUAUCAACAUGCACACAUUUAACGACAGAAGGUUGCCAGGUAAAGAAACCAUGGCAUAAAGCUGGGAGGCCAAACACCCAAGCACAAACUGUCGUCUUUUUUUCCAAACAAUUUAGCGAGAAUGUUUCCUGUGGAAAUAUGCAACCUGUGCAAAAUAAAAUGAGUUACCUCAUGCCGCUGUGUCUAUGAACUAGAGACUCUGUGAUCUAAGCAGUUGCAAUGAUCAGACUUGAUUUGCAAGCAUCACGGAUCAACCAAGUUACACUGGGUUACACUGUUUAUCAUGGGUUCCUCCCUUCUUCUGAGUGAAUGUGACAUGCGCAUUUUGUGGCUGGUUUCAAAUGCAGUCCAGUAGGAAAUUACAGGUUCCUUUUGAAGUCCAACUGUUGCCAGGAGGUGGAAAAUCGAUGCCCCAAGGGUAACCAGUAAAAAAAAAAAAAAAUCAUUAAAGAAUAAAAAUACUUGGAAUCAGCAAAAACUGUAGUGAUACAAGAAACAGUACAGUCUUCUGACACCCAGGUAAUAGAGGUGAUGAUGUUACUAGCCCCCAGCUACUCAGUAUAAUAUCAUCUGAAUAGACAAUAUGUGUUUAUAGGAUGUGAAAAAAAAUGUAAUGCAAAACAAAUCUGAAUUUCAUGGCAAGUGGAAUAUAAAGCAGAUAUUCAUCAGUGUUUUUCUUUCUUUCUUUCUUUCUUUCUUUUGACAGUCUGUGUCACUGAUUGAGAUAGAAAUGUCAAUUACCAAGGCAAUAAUGUUUUUCUUAAAUUUACUAAAGCAGGAGAUUUAGCAUACAACUCUACCAGAUCCUUACCCUACCCCCUUAUACCCUUUCCCCAAUCCCAUCCCCCGAAUAAAAGGGCAACAGUUGGUUCAGAGAUUCUGAAUGAAAAAGGAUGAUGUUCUGCAAUCUUUGUCUUAAGUCGUAAAAGAGGGCUGAGUAUUGAUGGUUAUGUGGAAGACUGAAGCUUUCAUUCUAACAUUCAGAUAUGUUCAUCUAAACCCUCGUUCCCGCUCUAAAUGAACUUGAUGGAGCCUGGGCAGAUCUCAGUGAAAGGAGAAAGGGGACUGUUCAUCUAUAGAAAAGUAUGUGUGGAGAACUUCGAAGCGGACUGCAUUUAUCAAUACAGUCACAAUGUUAAAUGAACAAAAUUCUUGAGCAGUUUUUUUCAAAAAAAUGUUCAGGUUUAUUUGUGGAAAUGCAAGAUUUCUAUGAAAAUAGUUUUUGUAUGGAAAUUUUUGUAAUACUUUUUAUCAACAAAAUAAGAACAUGUGUUCCUGUCAGGGGUGUGAUGCCAAGCAUGAAUGGUAGUGCGUGUGCACCACCAACGUUUGGUGAAAACUAUUUUUAUCAAGAAAAAAAGGAAUCAUAGAAGAGAAAUAUUUUCAAGUUAGAUAAUAUAAAAGCUAGGUGCACUACCACCACUGCUUACCAUGCCACACCCCUGGUUUCCACGAGGCUGAUAACAUACUGUAAUGAACAAUUGUGUGUAAAAUGGUAAAAGACACAGACCUCUUGACAACAUUGUGAUAACAGUUGAGUGCACACAGUUUGCUGUUUGAAUCCAAUGCACAAAAUUAAAAAAAAAAACAUUAAAAUUAUGUCCAUUU